Messenger RNA from Rhincodon typus (whale shark), 744 nucleotides. RefSeq names its product vesicle-associated membrane protein 8-like. The transcript is spliced from 2 exons. Lineage: Eukaryota; Metazoa; Chordata; Chondrichthyes; Orectolobiformes; Rhincodontidae. The record is from RefSeq and is a predicted model, not a curated record. Gene Ontology annotation, molecular function: syntaxin binding; SNAP receptor activity. Gene Ontology annotation, cellular component: plasma membrane; SNARE complex. Gene Ontology annotation, biological process: vesicle fusion; vesicle-mediated transport; SNARE complex assembly. Bases 196 to 432 code for a protein of 78 amino acids.
AUUCCUGAGCUUCGGCAAGGAGAAAGGCUGGUCUCUGAAUGCUAAUCGACAAGGAAGCAGGAAGCCGUGCAAAUAAGUGAUGACAUUUAAAGAAGCAGGAAGUGCUUUUGAGAACUUUUGCCAGACUCCCUUGGCCAGCAGAGCCUCCCUGCAGUGGGAGUCGAAGAAGGAUUGACAUUCCCGUGGGAGGGAAUCAUGGCAGCUGCUGUUGAGGAGGGCUGGGUGGCCCAAGAUCGCGUCAGGAGCCUCCAGAGUGACGUGGAAGGAGUGAAGACCAUCAUGUCGGAGAACGUCGAACGCAUCCUGGCCCGUGGCGAGAAGCUGGACGACCUCAUGACCAAGACUGAGGACCUACAAGCCAGUGUAAGAUGGCAACCCUUAGGCCUAGGGUCAGGCUUAGAAGGACAAUCGAGCGAAUCAACUGUAAUGUGACCUCCAGCGCGAGGUGGCGAUGGUGAGGAAAAAAUGGAGGGGGGGAGAGCAAGGACAGAGGGGGUUUCCUUGUCGAACAUAACCCCCGUGCGGUCAAUCGUAGUACAUAAUGUAAAAUAGUUACUUGUUUGUCCUUAACUUUCCUUUUGCAACAAAAAUAAAUGAAAAGGAAAUGCAGAAAUGCCCUUCGGCCCUCCUAGCCUGUGCUGGCACAUUUUGCCCUUCCAUACUAAAACUGUCUUCACUUACAGGAUCUGUAUCCCUCUAUUCCCUUCCUAUUCACAUAGGGGAGGCGAUGGCCCUCGUGGUAUU